Messenger RNA from Zingiber officinale, 866 nucleotides. RefSeq lists its product as uncharacterized. The transcript is spliced from 2 exons. The record is from RefSeq and is a predicted model, not a curated record. NCBI's taxonomy places the organism in Eukaryota, Viridiplantae, Streptophyta, Magnoliopsida, Zingiberales, Zingiberaceae. The coding region runs from base 46 to 573 and encodes 175 amino acids.
CCUCAUGGAGAGAAGGGAAGUAGAAGAGUGAGAGAGGAAGCGGAGAUGGGAAGCUAUUCGUUCGAAAGAGAGAUCUUGAUCCCUAGUUCCGAGGAGGAGGCGGAGGCGGAGAUUCAUUUGGCGAAGGGUUCGAGGCAGGAAGAACCAUGGCGGAGGAAGAUCGGCGGCGGUGUGACGCUCGUGGGGUUCGCGGACGCCGGGGAAGGCGGCGAAGAGGGGGCGGACGGCAUCACGAGGUCGAAGAGCCUGAGGGGUGAGGACCUGGAGGAGCUCAAGGGGUGCCUCGACCUAGGGUUCGGAUUCAACUACGAAGAGAUCCCCGGGCUCCGCAACACGCUCCCAGCGCUGGAGCUCUGUUACUCCAUGAACCAGAGGUUCUUGGACGAGCAGCGGCAGAAUCGUUCGCUGGAUCGCUCCUCCUCGGGGGAUUCAUUUGAUCAAUGCGAAUCUCCGUCGUCCCCUCUCAUCGCCAACUGGAAGAUCGUCAGUCCAGGUGACAAUCCUGAUGAAGUUAAAGCGAGGCUGAAGUAUUGGGCUCAAGCAGUAGCCUGUACUAUCAGAUUAUGCAACUGAACAUCAAUGUUUCAUCAAGUGCAGUCGAACGCCGAGCAAAUGAAUCCGGCAACGGAAGCAUGAAAAGGAAAACAGAGGGAGCUAUGAGAAUGUAGAGAUGACGCACACCUGAAGGGUGGAGAAAAGAGAGGAGGCAGUAGAAGAGGAGGUUGACAACAUAUUAGGAAGUGAGAGAACUGUCUUUGUAUAUGUUUGGAAGUUAAAAUAUGGGUAAAUUUGCAUGCAGCCUUAAUCAAAAACUCAUCUUUGCAUGCAGGAUUCAUCCAUAAAAAUCUUUGUUUACAUUCGCUAGU